UUUUAAUUUAUACGGUGUAUUGACUCUAAAAUCGACUACAACUUUGAUUUUUGACCCAUCCGCCCCUAAAACUACUUGCCUCAUGUGGGUGUUUCUGGUGGACGGUGAUACACCAAAUUGGCGAAGACAACAGCAAGUGCAGGAGAAGGAGGAGAAAGAGUGAAAAUGACAACAGAGAAGAAGAAUGACGAACAAACCCAAGUCUUGCAGAAAGUUUCCCACACUCUUUCUUACGUUACCUAUUCUAAAAACGUCGACCAAGUCAUUUUAGCUCUUCAUUCCCUUGCCAUUCUAAUUUUCCCCAUUGAUGCUUCUUCUCUUUCAGGAGCAAUCUCAGAGAGAUACAAGGAUCAGCUCAAUCAAGUUGAAGUAGUGUCUUUGAGUGAGAACAGGAACCAACUGUGGGAACUUUUCUAUAAAGGAGUCUCAUUUCCUACACUGGCUCGCUUUUUGAUUAAUGAUGUUGCUUCCAAUUGGCUAUCUUGCUUCCCUCUUACAGCAAAAAAACUGGUCUAUGAUGUUUUUUUUGUUAAGGGUCUCAUGAUUGAGGUUGUCCAAGCCUUGAUUCCUUCUCUAGACCACAACUCUAAUGCUGUGAGAUCAAAUGCUGAAAGAUUAGUUGAACUCUGCCUGUUAGAAAAUGAAGGUGCUCUUCAGUUGGUGCGAGAAAUGGGUGUUUACCGAGAAUCCAAAGAUAGCUCAGAUUCUUUAGUCAAAUUGGCAGUUUCUAGAGUGGCCCAGCUUCUUGCAUCUGUCCCUGACAAAGCACGGCUAGGAGCUCCUAAAUCUCUUUCAUCUCAUUUAUUUUUCAAGAGCAUCACUAUUCAGCUUCUGGAUGGUGCAGAAGAAAAAGGCAGGAAUUUAUAUGCUAAAGAAGUUCUAUUUCGUGGCUUUGAUGGGGAUGGCACCUUCCAUUUUGUUGCAGAAAUGUUUACUCGUAUCUGUCGACGUGGAUCAGCUGAUUUGCUUGUAAAUGAGACGGUCCCCCGAAUUCGGGCGCAUGUAGGAAAACUAUUAUUGUCCGAUAAGGAUGUAAUAACUGAGAACAGUUUCAAGUCAAAUUCCACAUUUCAGUUUUGGUUCUUGAUGAUAGAGAUCAUUAGAGAUACACAUGUUGUGGAAAAAUUGACUGAGCAAAUCCUGCGCCAGCUUGUUGUUACAUGUACAAAUGACAUUGAAGCAUAUUGGAUAAUAUGGAUAUUGUUUCAUCGGUCAUUCCAACAUCAAACACAUGUCAGGCUCAUAUUUAUUGAGAAAUAUUUACUUUCGAAAGUAUUUCCUUUCCGUUGCUUGAGAUGGAUACUUCAGUUUGCUGUGUUUGGUUGUCCAUCUGUUGGUGGCAAGCUACUGAAAGGUGAAAACAAUCAUGUUCUAUUGGAAGCAGUCCAACGUGUCGUAAAAGUGUGGUCCAAACGGGAAUUUGUACAAUCGGCUUCACUGGAGCAACAAGUUUAUGUUACUGCUGUAGCAGGACUGUUGCUGGAGAAUAUGUCGAAAGAAGAGCUAGACUCAAGCAAGGAUGUUAUGCGCUCAAUCCUAGAAGGAGUUAGCUGUAGACUGGAAAACCCUGAUGACUUAAUCAGACGAAUGGCUAGCAGUAUCGCACUUAUUUUUUCUAAGGUAGUCGACCCAAAAAAUCCUCUUUACCUUGAUGAUAACUGCAGAGAAGAAAAUAUAGACUGGGAGUUUGGAUUGGCGUCCUCAAAUGAUGUUUUGACUCCUGUUAAUGGAAUUUCCAAAAACCUAGAGAAGACGGCAAAAUUGAAUAGUAUUGAACAUACACAAGAGCUAAGCCAUGUAGAUAUCCGUGAGACAGGCAUCAAACCGAACUCCAGAAACAAGAAUCCUUUUGGGUUUAAGUUGGUUGAUCCUGAUGAGAUUGUUGAUCCAGCAUCAUUAAAUGAUGACCUUGUCUCUGAUGAAGAGUUGGAUGAUAACAUGAGUGAAGAUUCUGAUACUUCAAGUGACUCAUCUUUACAGCCUUAUGACUUGACAGAUAAUGACACUGAUCUUAAAAAGAGGAUCUCUCAGUUGGUGGAUGUUGUUGGGGCCCUUCGAAAGACUGAUGAUCCUGAUGGAGUAGAAAGUGCUCUUGAGGUUGCUGAAAAGCUCGUGCGAGCAUCGCCUGAAGAACUUCGUCAUGUAGCCAGUGAUUUAGUAAGAACUCUUGUGCAAGUUCGUUGUGCUGAUACAGUAUUAGAAGGAGAGGAAGACUCAGCUGAAGAAAAACGGCAGAAGGCGUUGGUUGCAUUGCUUGUGAUGUGCCCCUUUGAAUCUGUCACUGUUAUGAACAAACUUCUAUAUUCUCCUCAUCUGGAUGUGAGCCAACGCAUCAUGAUACUUGACGUAAUGACAGAUGCGGCCCAGGAGCUUGCUAUUUCUAAGGCUGUUCAGAAAAAGCAGUCAAAACCACUGAUAUCGUCUGCAUCUGAACCUCAACCGUGGUUCUUGCCAAGUAGCAAGGGCCCACCUGGAGCUGGUUCCUGGAAAGAGAUUCCAGAUUCACUUCCUUUUUCUCAAUUGAAUUUGACUUGCCGAUUCGAGAGAGAACUUCCUUCAAAAGCUGUUGAAAUCAAAGGGAAAACACGGCGAUGGGGUCAUAAACCAGCAAAUUUGCAGGCUACUGAGAUUGACUGGUCCCAGAACAAGUUUCCCCUUUAUGCUGCAGCAUUUAUGCUUCCUGCUAUGCAAGGUUUUGAUAAGAAAAUCCAUGGAGUUGAUUUGCUUGGAAGGGAUUUCCUUGUUUUGGGGAAACUUGUUUAUAUGCUUGGAGUUUGUAUCAAGUGCACUGCUCUGCAUCCAGAAGCUUCAGCUUUGGCUCCUCCACUUCUGGACAUGCUAAGCUCUAGAAAGGUAUGCCACCACAAGGAAGCAUAUGUUAGAAGAUCAGUCCUGUUUGCCGCAUCAUGCUCUUUGACAGCACUUCACCCAUCUUUUAUAGCAUCUGCCUUGCUUGAAGGAAACGAGGAAGUUUCUAGAGUACUUGAAUGGGUUCGUACAUGGGCCCUUCAGAUAGCCGAAUCAGACACUGACAGAGAGUGUUAUACGAUGGCCAUGGCAUGUCUUCAGCUGCACGCUGAGAUGUCAUUUCAAGCUUCUCGAGCACUUGAGUCUGUCGAAAGUAAUCCAAAAAAGAAAAGCAUCGGAUUGCCGUCUAAUCUGUCAAAGGAGGUUAUCAAAAUUCCUGGUUCGAACGGUUUAUUUCUUGGCUAAUUGGGCUUUAAGUUGGUUAAUAGGAAGCUUUAAUAUACUGUACAGUUUUCAAUUUAGUCCUGUUGGAGUUGAUACCAGAUACUUGCAAGCGGCACAUCACAUUUGACCGAAAUUUUUUUUAUGUACAUACAUAGCCAAGUAGACCUGGUAAAGUGUCAUGUUGAGUCGAGUUGGGGCGGGGUAGUUGUGUUCAAUUGUUAAGAGGUUAGGGAUGGGAUUUUUGAAGUGGUUCAUUAGUGAGUUGCACCAAUUAUGCUGCCAUGAGUCCAUGACUAUUUGUUCGGUUUUAGGAGUGUUUGGUUGUACUACUUUGUGCGCACAAAUGUCGGCAAAUUGUUUCGGAUAAAACUAUGUUAAAUUUAUUUAAGUGAGAAUUAUAGUUGUUCAGGAUCAAUUAUAAGAAUAUGUUGUCCAGUGCUUGGAAAAGCUCCUUUGAUAUUUAAGUUAGUCAUGUGCAUAAAAAAAAAAUAGAAAGUGAUGUGAUUGAUGCAACAUUUAUAAA
Messenger RNA from Amaranthus tricolor (Joseph's coat), 3715 nucleotides. RefSeq lists its product as uncharacterized. The transcript has 13 exons. Gene Ontology annotation, biological process: protein stabilization; telomere maintenance via telomerase. Gene Ontology annotation, molecular function: Hsp90 protein binding; telomeric repeat DNA binding. Lineage: Eukaryota; Viridiplantae; Streptophyta; Magnoliopsida; Caryophyllales; Amaranthaceae. Gene Ontology annotation, cellular component: cytosol. The record is from RefSeq and is a predicted model, not a curated record. The coding region runs from base 166 to 3213 and encodes 1015 amino acids.